Xylona heveae TC161 is the source of this 2979-nucleotide messenger RNA. Its product is annotated as glycoside hydrolase family 31 protein. The coding region runs from base 1 to 2979 and encodes 992 amino acids. The record is from RefSeq and is a predicted model, not a curated record. Lineage: Eukaryota; Fungi; Ascomycota; Xylonomycetes; Xylonales; Xylonaceae. Gene Ontology annotation, biological process: carbohydrate metabolic process. The transcript has 4 exons. Gene Ontology annotation, molecular function: carbohydrate binding; hydrolase activity, hydrolyzing O-glycosyl compounds.
AUGGCUCGAUCGAUGCUUCAAGCCGUCUCCACGGCGGUCUUUGGACUCAGUGCAAUCUCUUUGCCGCUGGCCAAUGCCGCUGCGGUUUCGAGCACGGCAACUUCAGCUCGUUCCCAGUACACUCUUCCAGCUUCCGUUCAAUACGCGGAAAAUGUCAUCCCCAAUAUUAAUGACCCUCAGGCUGUUGAUGCCCAGAGUGUCUGCCCUGGCUACAAAGCCACAAAUGUUCAGAAUAGUACCUUUGGAUUAACAGCAACGCUUUCUCUUGCUGGCACUCCAUGCAACCUCUACGGCACGGAUAUUGACACGCUCAACUUGACGGUGCAAUACCAAACCGCUGAUCGCCUGAGUGUCAAUAUUGUCCCCACUUACGUCGACAGCUCCAACUACACGCAGUAUUUGGUUCGGGACAGCCUUCUGGCCAAGCCAGCACUCGAUGAGGGUGUGAGCGAAACCUCGAAAUUCCACGAUUUGUCAUUCUCCUGGUCCAAUGAUCCUACCUUCGCUUUCACGGUCCAGCGGCGAUCUACGGGCGAUGUUCUUUUCACUACCGAGGGCUCAAAACUGAUUUUUGAGAACCAAUUCCUUGAGUUCACCUCACCGCUUCCGGACGACUAUAACAUUUAUGGACUCGGCGAGCACAUUCAUGAGUUCCGUCUGGGAAACAACUUUACUGCCACAAUUUUCCCAGCGGAUAUCGCGAACCCUAUCGAUUACAAUAUCUACGGCUCUCAUCCUUUCUAUCUCGAGACUCGGUAUUUCGAGGUUGACCCCAAGACCGGCAACACUAGCAUCACUACGGGAAAUGCAACAGACCCAAGCAAGAAGUACGAGUCUUAUUCCCAUGGCGUCUAUCUGCGCAACACGCAUGCGCACGAGGUCCUUCUUCGCCCGAAUAGGAUCACUUGGCGUACGUUGGGAGGGAGCAUCGACCUUUACUUCUAUGCUGGCCCGACGCAGCCGGCAGUUACCAAGGCUCUCUUGAAGAGUAAUGAUGCACUUCCAGCCAUGCAGCAGUACUACACCCUUGGCUACCAACAGUGUCGCUGGGGAUACAAGGGCUGGUCAGAUGUCGAAGACGUUGCUUCGAACUUUUCCAAAUUCGAAAUCCCAUUGGAAACUCUUUGGGUUGACAUUGAUUAUUUGGGUCAACUUCGAGACUUCCAAACCGAUCCAAACACGUGGAGCAUCGAGGAAGGCGAGAAGUUUCUCUCAUCCUUGCACUCAAAGGGUCAGCAUUUUGUGCCCAUUAUCGACUCAGCUAUUUACAUACCCAACCCGGACAAUGCCUCCGACGCCUAUGCACCUUUUGAUCGCGGAAACGAGGUUGGCGCCUUCCUGAAGAACCCCGACGGCAGUCUGUAUAUCGGAGCGGUAUGGCCUGGAUUUACCGUCUUCCCCGACUGGCUUUCAGAGGGUGCCCAGACGUGGUGGGUCGAUGAAAUUACUGCUUUCCAUGAAAAAGUCAGCUUCGACGGUAUUUGGAUUGAUAUGUCAGAAAUUUCUUCUUUCUGUGCCGGCAGCUGCGGAUCCGGAAACCUACACUUGCAGCCUGUCCACCCACCAUUUGCUCUCCCCGGUGAGCCAGGCGCGGUGGUCUAUGACUAUCCGGAGGGAUUCAAUAUUACAAAUGCGACCGAAGCUGCCUCCGCUUCUUCUGGCGCCGCAAGCCAGUCAUCGGCGGCCUCUGUGUCGGCCACGACACCCGCCUCCACUCCCAUCUACCGACCAACCGUGACUCCCGGCGUUCGGGAUGUGAACCAUCCUGCCUAUGUGAUCAACAACGGUCAGGGUGACAUUGCCAACAAGGCAAUCUCGCCCAACGCAACCCACAUUGACGGUACCCAGGAAUACGAGAUGCACAAUGUGUGGGGAUACCAAAUCCUGAAUGCGACGCACAAUGCUCUCUUGAAUAUCUUCCCUGAGAAGCGGCCGUUCAUCAUUGGGCGAAGCACCUUCUUUGGCAGUGGCCGAUGGGCAGGCCACUGGGGAGGAGAUAACUACUCGAAGUGGGGCUCCAUGUACAUGUCCAUCUCCCAGGCCCUCAGCUUCUCACUCUUUGGUAUCCCAAUGUUUGGUGUUGACACUUGCGGUUUCUUGGGCAACUCGGAUGAAGAGCUCUGCAACCGCUGGAUGCAACUGUCAGCCUUCUUCCCCUUCUACCGAAACCACAACACGCUUUCGACCAUCCCACAGGAGCCAUACCGCUGGGGGUCUGUCAUCGAGUCGACCAAGACUGCCAUGAAGAUUCGCUACCCCCUGCUUCCAUACAUGUACACUCUUCUACACCUUGCGCACAGCACUGGUUCAACCGUCCUGCGUGCUCUCUCAUGGGAGUUCCCCAACGACCCUCUUCUUGCCAAUGUUGACACCCAGCUCCUUCUCGGUCCUUCGAUCUUGGUCAUCCCUGUCCUUGAGCCUCAGGUCUCUACGGUCCAAGGUGUUUUCCCCGGUAUCGCCGAGGGCGAGAAGUGGUACGACUGGUACACUCAGACCCCUGUCUCCGCCACCGCGGGUAAGAACGAGACCAUUGACGCCCCUCUGGGCCAUAUCCCAGUCUACGUGAGAGGCGGCAGCGUCUUGCCCCAGCAGGAAUACGCUUUGACCACCCGUGACGCUCGCAACACCCCCUACAGCCUCAUUACUGCCUUGAGCGCCAAGGGAACUGCCAAGGGUGAGCUCUACGUGGACGAUGGCGAGAGCGUGAAGCCCAACGCCACCCUCUUUGUCGAGUAUGCCGCCGAGAACAACACCCUUACCGCUGUUCCCCAGGGCGCCUAUGUCGAGCCCCAGCCCCUCGCCAACAUCACCGUCUUGGGCGUCCCCUCUGCCCCGUUGGCUGGCGUUACUUUCAAUGGCGUCAAGCUUCCUAGCUCGUCUGUUGCGUAUAACGGCACUUCUCAUGUCCUCAGCGUCACCGGCUUGAAGAAUUACACUGCUGCCGGUGCCUGGGCUCACAAGUGGACCUUGAAGUGGUAA